AUUAGCUAGAUAUAUAUAGUACAAGCUGCUUUAGUGCACUCGGAGAAUUCCAUAGAAGGAGAGAAAAUGAGAAAGGAAACGUUUGUGUUUUUCCCACUUUUAUUAGCUCUUGCACUGAGUCUAUGUCUAGGGUUCGCGGGUGCGGCGUCGUCGCUUCAACCGGGGGUGAAACUGGUUUGGCAUUAUUACAAGGUGCACAACACAUGUGCUAAUGCUGAGGUCUUUGUUAAGCACCAAGUGAAGAAGUUUUGGAACCAGGAUAAAAGCAUCACUCCCAAACUCCUCCGCCUGCUCUACUCAGAUUGCUUUGUCAAUGGCUGCGAUGCAUCAAUCCUCCUUGAUGGGACAAACACGGAGAAGAAAGCACCACAGAAUAGAGGUCUGGGAGGAUUUGUAAUCAUCGACAAGAUCAAGACUGUUCUGGAGAAACGGUGUCCAGGAGUAGUCUCUUGUGCCGACAUUCUCAACCUUGCCACCAGAGACGCUGUGCAUUUGGCAGGAGCACCAUCUUAUCCCGUUCUCACAGGACGACGGGAUGGGCUGACAUCAACUGCCGCAUCGGUGGACCUCCCAUCACCAUCCAUCUCAUGGGAAGAAGCACUGGCAUACUUCAAAUCAAAGAGCUUAGAUGUAUUGGACUUGGGAACCCUACUAGGAGCACACUCAAUGGGCAGGACACAUUGUAGCUACAUCGUUGAUCGUCUCUACAACUUCAACGGUACCAGAAAGCCAGACCCAAGCAUGGCCACAUCUUUCGUCACCGAGAUGAGAAAGCUAUGUCCACAACGGUUGAAGAAGGGCCAAACCGACCCACUAGUGUUCCUAAACCAAGAAUCAGGAUCGAAAUACAAAUUCACUCAGUCCUACUACUCUAGAAUUCGAUCGCAAAAAGCAGCCCUCAGAAUUGAUCAGCAACUACUCUAUGGUAACGACACUGCACAAAUUAUUGAAGAAUUCGCAGCUGGUUUCGAAGAUUUUCGAAAGUCAUUUUCUCUGUCAAUGAGUAGAAUGGGAAAUAUCAAUGUUCUAACUGGAAAUCAGGGAGAGAUACGCCGAAUUUGUAAUCGUACAAAUAAUUAAGGAUUACCGCAACUAAAAGUAUGAGG
Messenger RNA from Juglans regia (Persian walnut), 1106 nucleotides. RefSeq names its product probable peroxidase 61. Gene Ontology annotation, biological process: hydrogen peroxide catabolic process; response to oxidative stress. Bases 67 to 1080 code for a protein of 337 amino acids. Gene Ontology annotation, cellular component: plant-type cell wall; plasmodesma. Gene Ontology annotation, molecular function: heme binding; peroxidase activity. The transcript is spliced from 4 exons. The record is from RefSeq and is a predicted model, not a curated record. NCBI's taxonomy places the organism in Eukaryota, Viridiplantae, Streptophyta, Magnoliopsida, Fagales, Juglandaceae.